AUGGCAAAGGAAAGCCUCUUGGACAGUGACAAGGUCGUAUACUCAUCGGAAGAUGAGGAUGAAGAGACCAAAAGGGCUCGGGGGUGCGCUACUUCAUAUUUAGUCGACGAACGUGAGACUUCGGGCAAGUUGCCUCCGAAGUUUCGUCAGCGCUGGUUUAGAGCCGCUUCAAUGCUGGCGCUAGUUUCAUUUAUAUCGGCCGUUGGAUUUAGCAUAGCGUCGAUUAUAAUUUCACAAACAACUGAAAGUUCAGCGGUGUUUGCAACAGGUUUCGACGCAUUCUUCGCGGCUAUAAAUGUGGUAGCUGUCUGUUGGAGAUUUCGUGACGAACUCAACGGAGAAAUCGGAACAAUGAGAGAGAAGAAAGCCAGUACAGUGAUAGCGACUUCAUUCAUACUUGGUGGAAUUGCAACUAUUGUUAUUGCUCUUCACAAUCUCGAAAUUGAUGACCAUCCCACCAAGACUGACGAAAUGAAGGUAGUUCUUGGUGUGGGUGCUUUAUUGUACGCAAUUCUUACUUUUCUCCAGUGCUAUGUUGCACAAUUGGUAAACAGUCAGUCCAUGAGAGCGCUAGCGGUGGAUUCAGCCCAAGGUGCGUUUAUGUCUGUUGGACUGUUGGUAUCUACUUACGUUUAUACCAAAUUUAAACAAUUUUGGUAUCUGGACCAUGUAGUUGCGACAAUAGUAGGUGUUUUGUCUUUAAUAUACGGUAUAAGUUUAUUUGUGGAAAUACUUGGGUUAAAUAUAAAGGAAAGAUUAAUGUUAGCUUUCCAGAGAGAAUUUUAA
Messenger RNA from Pocillopora meandrina, 786 nucleotides. The record is from the annotation of a GenBank genome assembly. Lineage: Eukaryota; Metazoa; Cnidaria; Anthozoa; Scleractinia; Pocilloporidae.